Messenger RNA from Anastrepha ludens (Mexican fruit fly), 4778 nucleotides. It is a transcript of the gene Rgk3, whose product is annotated as GTP-binding protein RAD. The transcript is spliced from 10 exons. Bases 403 to 1848 code for a protein of 481 amino acids. Gene Ontology annotation, cellular component: plasma membrane. The record is from RefSeq and is a predicted model, not a curated record. NCBI's taxonomy places the organism in Eukaryota, Metazoa, Arthropoda, Insecta, Diptera, Tephritidae. Gene Ontology annotation, molecular function: calcium channel regulator activity; GTP binding; GTPase activity.
GAAUUUCAGUCAAUUUGCCAAACCUUAGCGCUUUUCUGCUAACUAAAUGCUCAAAUUAAAACUAGUCGAAUCAACAGAAUCAUAUCAAAGUCGAAAUCAAAAUACAUGCAAUUAAAUCAAAUAAAAGAAGCACAAGAAAAACACGAAAAACAGGCAGAUGGCCGAUGAAACAGGAAACCGCCAAAAGUGAUACUAAUUUUAAUGAAAAGUGCACAACCACAAACUGAAACAGCUACGGCACAACUCAUCACACACGAAGAUCCACUCGCAUUACACUGCACCCAAAAAUAGUCACGCACACAAACGCACAUACUAUACAUACAAACGCAUAAAAACAAAAAAUAUACGCACUUCGUGCUAAAAUUUAAAUAAGAUAAAGUGCAGUGAAAAUUUAGCCUCAAAAUGGUCGACGACUUUUCACCGAUGCGCGUGCAGAAGAAAACACGCAGCGCAUCCAUUUGCGCGACCAGCGGUGGCAGCAUCGAAACAGCCAUACAUAAUAUGCAACCAUAUGGCGCGGCAUCGGGCAGUGCCACACCCGAAAGUGGCGGCACGCCCGGUUAUCGGCGUCGACGACCGGCCACACGGUCACAGAGUGCGCGCAUCACCAGUGGCGCAAAAUCGGUGCGCCGAAGAGCUCAAGUGCAAGCACAACAACAACAGCAACAAUAUAACUUGGAAAAUGCGCGCUCCUACUGUACGAGCGAACCGCGUCUCAGCGAAACGGAAACACCGCCGCAAAGACGCAAAUUAUCACAGCGCAGACCGCAACAGCAUGCACAGCGAAAAUCAAAUGCUUUCCUCGAUGUACCCGCAAUGCAUCAUUUGCGUGUCAGCGACGAUGACGAAGAUUUGGAUCGUUUGCGCACAUUCAGUGCUUCCAAAGGCGGCGUCAUCAACCGUGGCGACUCGUUUCGACGUCGACGUUCCCGCAGCAACAGUUUGGCACCGGUGAGUCCAAUACAUCCGCGUGCCGGCACCGGCGGCGUUGGACUUGGUGGCAGUGUUGGUGGUGGCAUUAAUGGCGACUACUCGGGUGCACAGAAUGAGCCGCAUCAACAACAACCUGUCGAAGUGUUUUGUGUAGAAAUGCUCGGCGCAUCCGGUGUGGGCAAACAGGCAUUGAUCCAGCAAUUUCGGACGUCUGACUGCAUCAAUGCGUAUGACGGACCCGAAUGUGAUGUAGCGGAACAAAAUAUUUCAAUAAUUCUAAAUGGCAUCGAAUCGGAAUUGAAAUUCUCGACGGGUCAGCAAGACAACAAGGAUGAACUAGAAAAGGCUGAUGCUUUUCUUGUGAUCUACUCUUGCAUUGACAAGGAGUCAUUCACACGCGCCAAACAUAUACUUUCACGUCUACAGGACAUGGAUUUGAUACGUACUCGUCCAAUUAUUUUAGUGGCGAAUAAAAUUGAUUUGGCACGUUCACGCGCAGUUUCUUCACAAGAUGGCAAAUGCGUCGCUUGCACUUUUGGCGCCAAAUUUAUUGAAGUCUCGGCUGGCAUCAAUCACAAUUGCGACGACUUACUGGCUGGCACUUUGACACAAAUUCGUCUCAAAAAGGAUCAAAAUUUAUUACAAAAAUCCAAAGAAAAGCACAAAGACAAAGAUAAUAAAAAUAAAGAAAGAGAAAAUGUUAUUGGCAAGGCUUUAGAGCACAAUGGCGCUGAUUGUGUAAAUGAGAAAAACUCAGAGAAUUUGGGCAAUCGAGAUGGUGCCUCCUCGCCGGCGCACUGGUAUAAAAGUCGCAGCGUUGUGUUGGCCAGCAUGAAAGCGCGCCAAAUGCUAACCUGGAUACUCGGCAAAGAGGAUUCGAAAUUCAAGCAUUGCGAGAAUUUACAAGUACUCUAAAGAGUAGCGCACAUUAUGGGACAAGAUUUAAAUCGACGUACAACUGAGGAAUAAUAGGAGGAAUAUAAUUGGACUGUCAGAAAAAUAUGAUUAAAUCGCGAAAUGAAAGUAAGCGGAACGAGAGUGUGUAUGUACUUGUAUAUACUAAAUAAAUUUGUGUAUGUGUAGAUAAAAUAUUUCAUAAUAAAAGAUCGUAUAUAAUGCCAUUUAUUUACUUUAUUAUGUACUUAUUAUAUUUAGCUAUAUUUAUGUAGAUAGCUGUAAACAAUUUAUAUAUGUACAUUUGUAUAUUAUAUGGUAAACGUAGACGUAUUUACUCCAACUUGCUUGAGAGUUUAGGUUAGGUGUGACAUGAAUCAAUAUUCUUAUACCAAUACAUGUAGAUUUCUAUGUACUGGUAUUUACAUAAUACAUGCGUAAUUGGAUGACUUCCUUGAAUCUCAAAAUAUUGUAACAUGGCAUAAGCGCAUUAGCAUUACAUAUGUUAGUAGCAGAGAGCAAACAGAGGGAAAUUGUUGCUAAACUGUUACUUACAGAAAUGACUGCGAUCAAGCGCCUUUACAGUCAAAUCAAAACCUACAGAAUCAAACAACCAAUUGCCCUUUUAAGAAAACCGGUUUCGUUGUAAAUUUAAUUGUACUGUAACAAAAGUUGCCACUGAUUUACAUGUAUAUGCAGACAUAGUAUACUUAUAUAUACCAACCGUACGCGCAUAUAUGAAAUAUGAAAAACAUAAUAACAUAUACGUAUAUAUGUAUAACAUGUGUUAUUAUGUAUGUAAAUAAGAAAAAUAUACAACACAAUGUAUAGGUGGAAAAAUAUACUAUAAUAUUAUAUUAUAUAAUAAACAUUUUUAAAAUUAAAGAGAAGAAAGGCGCAUACACUCAGAAAAAUUAAAAAAAAUUGAAUUUCGUAUAAUUUAUGACACAGAAUAAUCAGAUGUACUACACCAAAUACGAAUGGUAAAUUUUAUUUCAGAAAGAACCAAAUUAACUUCAUAUUAGCUCCAUUUAUAUCAGAACAGGUCACUUAAAUUCGGGGUUUACCAUCUAGCGUUUGGGGUUUAAUUUAAAUCGGCUACAAAUAAAAUACGCGUGUAAGCUUUUCGAUAGGAGCUUUCCUCUAUGUUCCGCAUAAUUGCAGAACAGCAAGAAAUGCAAAAGUCCCAUAUUAAAAUAUACACGAGUAUGAAUGGAGCUGGAGCUGCGCAAUCAAAUAUUAGUAACUUACCCACAACCCACAUUCCGCUCGCAACAUGUAAAAUGAUAAUUGAUCGAGAAUUUUACAGCAUUGCUGAUCGGAGGUGGCGAGUGGAAACUACUUGCGUUACGACCAGACAAAUCUGGCCAUUCUACAAUCUAAAACAAACAAAAACCCUCUAUCGAAACACGAACUAAGGCAUAUAAUAUCUCUUAUCACCGGCCACUGCCUUUUGGGCACUCACGCACGUCGGCUCGGGGUUCCUCAAAACGACCUGUGCAGAUACUGCGAAGACGAAGAUGAGGAAGUAUCGAGCAGGCAUUUGCUGUGCAGUUGUCCCGGCCUAGCCAGAAGUCGACUCGCUCUUCUAGACUCUCCAACAAUUGACAAUCUUUCAGCACUCUCGGACCUGAAAAUCGAAUCUUUUAUUAAAUUCUCGAAACGAAUUAAUAUUUUGGACCAAAAUCUAUAAUAAAAAUCUCGGUUAAGUGGGGAAAUUAUAUAAAAUAAUGAGCUCUAGGGCAACACAACGAACCCAACUUGCGGUCUAUGUGGCACUCCGAUACGGGGUCAGCCUUAAACCAAUCCGGAAUGGUUGCAACCAAGGCACAUCCACAAGGCAACACUAGUCUCGUAUGCUGACGAUUGUUCGAUGACUUGUGGCAUUGAUGACUUGUGUUCCAAAGUAAACGUUUAUUUUGCCAGCCUUUCUGUCAUGAAAGGUGAAAACCGAGGACACACCAAUACCGACCAUUAACAACUCCGAAAUUUUGCAUGUCGUCUUUGACAGUUUACUCUUCUUCUCGGUGCAUAUGACCGCAAUUGCCUCUAAGGUCCAAAACCGCAACAAGGCCUUCAAAUCGCCAGCCGGCAGCACUUGGAGCAAAGCAAUGACCGGUCGGUACUAAAUGACGCUGCGCUCGUUCCUGAUAUUCAAACAAAUUUCUUGAGAUCGUCUAUUUUUCAGAACUUAUUUGCAUGGAUUGGCAAGCGUCUUCGUCAAAUUAAAUGUCGUAUCAGUCGCUCUACUAUUAUUACCUUGUUGGUGUGCUUUGGUAGCAAUCCUACAAAAAACAACAAUAAGCAGCUGGCGCGGGGUCGAAUUUGUAUUCCUCCAAUUCGUGGCAUGGUAUGCAUGGAUACUUAUAGUUGCCAUUUUGUGUCGUGAUAUGGACUGGAAAUCUUUGCAAAACUUAAAGAAUCCCCUUGUGAUUUUUUUGUUGUUGAAAAAAGUACACAUUACAAAUGGAUUACCACAGAAUAUUCUACUUCGGAACUCGUUAGAUAUGUCAGUUCCCGAAAAUGUUAAAUAUAAUUCAGAGAGCGUAAAAUUACUUCAGAAAUACUACUGCGAGAAUUCAAUAAGUUGCACACAUUGCGGUAUCGCUAUAUGGCACUCAGUAAUUAUAUAAAUUUGAAGAGAAGAUGUAUUCGAAUUUUGUUGAAUUUUGAAUAACUUAUUUGCUAAAUAAAAAACAAUAAUAAUAAUUUUGAGUGAUGGAAUUCCUUACGCGCUACAUUGCUAGUCUAGUUCACAAGUGUCAAAUACGAUUGAAGAUUGGCAUCGUAGCAUUUACAGAAACUGUUAAACUUCCGAUAGGGUAAUUAGUUUUGCUCUACCUUGUAUAUAUUACAAUAUUUUUAGUCAAUUUUCGAUUAAAUUACGUUAACAUCCAAUUUUGAAAAAUUUUCUGAGUGUAGUGCAAUAAAUAAACAAAAAAAAACAAAAA